Parnassius apollo (apollo) is the source of this 447-nucleotide messenger RNA. Lineage: Eukaryota; Metazoa; Arthropoda; Insecta; Lepidoptera; Papilionidae. The record is from the annotation of a GenBank genome assembly.
AUGGUCAGAAGUCACUUAACAACCGAAGAUAUUCGUCAAAAUGAAGUCAUUGAUUCCGCUAAAGCUGGACCGACUUCUUCUGCUAGUUUUUCAAACUUUUUACUGGAUUUGGCGCGAAAACACAGCACCACUCAACGUGAUUCCGGGAGUGCUGUAGAAAAUGAAAGCUGGAAAUAUUUCAGCACAGCAUGUCCUGAAGAUUUAGAGCCUUACGGUGGAGACGUUCUACAGUACUGCAAAGAUAGGAAAACUUGUGUGCCAUCACUGUAUACUCUUGCACGCUCAAUUUUAAAUAUACCAGCCACCAGCAUGCCGAGCGAGAUAGUAUUUCCCACAGCUGGACUCGUGAUAACCGCAAAACGUUCACGACUAAAUCCUUUGAGGCUAAAUAGGAUAGUAUUUAUCCAUGACAAUUAUGUAUUUUGCAAAGAAUCCUUAAAGGAAUAG